This is a messenger RNA of Ochotona curzoniae (black-lipped pika), 1509 nucleotides long. RefSeq names its product cytochrome P450 2A11. The transcript is spliced from 9 exons. Gene Ontology annotation, molecular function: heme binding; iron ion binding; oxidoreductase activity, acting on paired donors, with incorporation or reduction of molecular oxygen, reduced flavin or flavoprotein as one donor, and incorporation of one atom of oxygen. The record is from RefSeq and is a predicted model, not a curated record. Bases 8 to 1492 code for a protein of 494 amino acids. Lineage: Eukaryota; Metazoa; Chordata; Mammalia; Lagomorpha; Ochotonidae. Gene Ontology annotation, biological process: coumarin metabolic process; xenobiotic metabolic process. Gene Ontology annotation, cellular component: cytoplasm; intracellular membrane-bounded organelle.
CACCACCAUGCUGGCCUCCGGGCUGCUGCUGGCGGCCUUGCUGGCCUGCCUGACCCUGAUGGUCUUGGUGUCCAUCUGGCGGCAGAAGAAGCUCUGGGGGAAGCUGCCCCCAGGGCCCACGCCCUUACCCUUCAUCGGAAACUACCUACAGCUGAACACGGAGCAGAUGUACGACUCCCUCAUGAAGAUCAGCGAACGCUAUGGCCCCGUGUUCACCGUCCACCUGGGGCCCCGGCGUGUGGUGGUGCUGUGCGGGCAGGAGGCCGUGAAGGAGGCACUGGUGGACCAGGCCGAGGAGUUCAGUGGGCGUGGCGAGCAGGCCACCUUCGACUGGCUUUUCAGGGGCUACGGCGUGGCGUUCAGUAACUGGGAACGCGCCAGGCCACUGCGCCGCUUCGCCAUCUCCACACUGCGGGACUUUGGCGUGGGCAAGCGGGGCAUUGAGGAGCGCAUCCAGGAGGAAGCGAGCUUCCUCAUUGAGGCCUUCCGUGGCACGCGCGGCGCCUUCAUCGACCCCACCUUCUUUCUGAGCCGCACCGUCUCCAAUGUCAUCAGCUCCAUCGUGUUCGGGGACCGCUUUGACUACCAGGACAAGGAGUUCCUGUCGCUGCUGCGGAUGAUGUUGGGGAGCUUCCAAUUCACUGCCACAUCCACGGGACAGCUCUAUGAGAUGUUCUAUUCAGUAAUGAAGCACCUGCCGGGGCCACAGCAACAAGCGUUCAAGGAGCUGGAAGGGCUGAGGGAUUUCAUUGCCAAGAAGGUGGAGCGGAAUGAGCACACGCUGGAUCCCAAUUCCCCGCGGGACUUCAUCGACUCCUUCCUCAUCCGCAUGCGGGAGGAGAAGAAGGACCCCAAGUCAGAGUUCAACAUGAAGAACCUAGUGUUGACCACACUCAACCUCUUCUUUGCGGGCACCGAGACUGUGAGCACCACCAUGCGCUACGGCUUCCUCCUGCUCAUGAAACACCCAGAUGUGGAAGCCAAGGUCCAUGAGGAGAUCGACCGUGUGAUUGGCAAGAACCGGCAGCCCAAGAUCGAAGACCGGGCAAGGAUGCCCUACACGGACGCCGUGAUUCAUGAGAUCCAGAGAUACGCAGACAUGAUCCCCAUGGGUUUGGCCCGCAGGGUCACCAAGGACACCAAGUUCCGGGACUUCUUCCUUCCCAAGGGCACAGAAGUGUUUCCAAUGCUGGGCUCUGUGCUCAGAGACCCCAAGUUCUUCUCCAAGCCCCGGGAAUUCAACCCCCAGCACUUCCUGGAUGACAAGGGGCAGUUUAAGAAGAGCGAUGCCUUUGUACCCUUUUCCAUCGGCAAGCGGUACUGCUUCGGAGAGAACCUGGCCAGAAUGGAGCUCUUCCUCUUCCUCACCACCAUCAUGCAGAACUUCCGCUUCCGUUCCCAGCAGGCGCCGCAGGAUAUCGAUGUGUCCCCCAAACACGUGGGCUUCGCCACCAUCCCGCGAACCUACACCAUGAGCUUCGUGCCCCGCUAGGCGAGGGCGGGGCCAGA